Messenger RNA from Puccinia triticina, 483 nucleotides. RefSeq lists its product as uncharacterized. The transcript has a single exon. Bases 1 to 483 code for a protein of 160 amino acids. Lineage: Eukaryota; Fungi; Basidiomycota; Pucciniomycetes; Pucciniales; Pucciniaceae. The record is from RefSeq and is a predicted model, not a curated record.
AUGGAAGAACAUAAAUUAGCAUUUGAAAAAAUACACCAAGCUAUCCGAGAAGACGACUUGUGGUUGGCCGCAUGGUGGAUGUCGAAAUUUGUGAAGAAAGGAUACCGACUCACCCACGAACAGCUUGAGCGUCUAGAACUUGAACGGAAGUAUUGUAACAACAACGCUAUAGAUUUGGCGAUGGCCCUGGAUAGACUUGCUGGGAGGAAUGCUGGUUUCGAUUUUGAUGAAUGGUUGAAGAAAGGCACCCCGUUCCAAACCAUCGCCAACGCUAGCUUGAAGAAUUGGCAGAACGGACCCAAGGCUAAGCGACUACAAACGGAGAUUGAUACUUAUUCUUGUGCGGCUGGCUACAUUGAAGCAAUUAUAUCAAUGGGAACAAUCAAUCAAGCGGACAAAUUGAAGGUGGAUAGCGAGUGGGUGGAGGUCAUUGAGAUGGAGGCUAUGGGUGCAACACCAUCAGUGGAAAAUUCUAACUCAUGA